CUACUCGCCUCUUCGCUCAGGCCACAACACCGAGUUUCCUGUUUCCGACGGAGCGUUCACAGAGACGGACCGACUUCCUGCUGGAAAUAGAAUGUUGACUUCCGGUUUCCGAGUUUAGUCCUUUGAUCACAUAGCAGCUGGAGCUCACCCGAACCUCACCCGGAGCUCAGCUGAACCGGCACCAUGGGCAUCCUGGAGAAGAUAGCGGAGAUAGAGAAAGAGAUUUCUCGAACACAGAAAAACAAAGCCACCGAGUACCAUCUGGGUUUGCUCAAGGCCAAACUAGCCAAAUACAGAUCUCAGCUGCUGGAGCCGUCCAAGUCAGCGGGGGCCAAAGGCGAAGGCUUCGAUGUCAUGAAGUCAGGAGACGCGCGGGUUGCUCUCAUUGGUUUCCCCUCCGUGGGUAAGUCGACCUUCCUCAGUUUGAUGACGUCGACGGCCAGUGAAGCUGCUUCCUACGAGUUCACCACCCUCACCUGUAUACCUGGAGUCAUAGAGUAUAAAGGAGCCAACAUCCAGCUGCUGGAUCUGCCAGGAAUCAUCGAAGGCGCCGCCCAAGGUAAGGGCAGAGGGCGGCAGGUCAUCGCUGUGGCCCGGACCGCAGACGUCGUCAUCAUGAUGCUGGACGCCACCAAAGGAGACGUCCAGAGGGAACUUCUAGAAAAGGAGCUGGAGUCGGUGGGAAUCAGACUGAACAGGACGAAACCAAAUAUUUAUUUCAAGCCUAAAAAAGGCGGCGGCCUCUCCUACAACUCCACGGUUCCUCUGACCCAGUGCUCGGAGAAGCUGGUCCAGCUCAUCCUCCAUGAGUACAAGAUCUUUAACGCCGAGGUGCUCUUCAGGGAGGACAGCACUCCGGACGAGUUCAUCGACGUCAUCGUUGGGAACAGAGUCUACAUGCCCUGUCUUUACGUUUAUAACAAAGUGGAUCAGAUCUCCAUCGAGGAGGUGGAUCGACUGGCGCGUAGACCCAACAGCGUGGUCAUCAGUUGUGGGAUGAAGCUGAACCUGGAUUAUCUCCUGGAGACGCUGUGGGAAUAUCUGGCUCUGAUCUGCAUUUACACCAAGAAGAGAGGAGAGCGUCCAGACUUUAAUGACGCCAUCAUCAUGAGGAGAGGAGCCAGCGUGGAACAUGUGUGCCAUCGCAUCCACAGAACCUUAGCCAGCCAGUUCAAGUACGCCCUGGUCUGGGGAACCAGCACCAAGUACAGUCCACAGAGAGUCGGCCUGACGCACAUCAUGGAGCAUGAGGACGUCAUCCAGAUCGUCAAGAAGUGAAAUAAACUGGAGACAGAACAGAAAUCAGCCAACGUCAUUAUUCUCUGUCUGACUCUGAGAGACGGAUCACACCUGAACCUGGUUUAAUAAAGACGAAUCAGAGGGAACUUUGGAGAAUAAAGUUCAUAAAACAAGUCUUUUUUCUUUUAUUUCCAUUGUCAUAAAUAUAUGGACACGGAAUAAACAUGAUGAUGAACAGUUA
Mugil cephalus (flathead mullet) is the source of this 1480-nucleotide messenger RNA. RefSeq names its product developmentally regulated GTP binding protein 2 (gene drg2). Gene Ontology annotation, biological process: cytoplasmic translation. The record is from RefSeq and is a predicted model, not a curated record. Bases 184 to 1278 code for a protein of 364 amino acids. The transcript is spliced from 14 exons. Lineage: Eukaryota; Metazoa; Chordata; Actinopteri; Mugiliformes; Mugilidae. Gene Ontology annotation, molecular function: GTP binding; GTPase activity. Gene Ontology annotation, cellular component: cytoplasm.